Molecule: messenger RNA, 863 nt
Organism: Amborella trichopoda
Lineage: Eukaryota; Viridiplantae; Streptophyta; Magnoliopsida; Amborellales; Amborellaceae
Gene: KIS
Product: tubulin folding cofactor A (KIESEL)
Biological process (GO): tubulin complex assembly; post-chaperonin tubulin folding pathway
Cellular component (GO): cytosol; microtubule cytoskeleton
Molecular function (GO): beta-tubulin binding
Source: RefSeq, a predicted model, not a curated record
UGAAACAAUUUUCCAUUAAAAAUAGACUGUCCAAAUAAUAUACUACAACGUGUAUUAUUUUUGGGACUUCGAAAUCUUUUGUUUCUCCCGCGAGAUGAUUAAUUAGACAUUUUUCUAACGACAAAACAACAUUUUUCAAGAGAUUUUUUAGAGGAACCUUGAUUCUAUUUCUAGUAACCUUUUAUAAACAAUUUCCAAACUGAAUUUAUUUCAAAAAUUUCCGCAAAAAGGUUUACUUCGCGGUCCAUUUAAUAACAGUGUAGGAGAUACAGGCGUGAAUUACUACCUGCACUACACACAGGGAAGGAAAAGGAGGAUAUGGCAACCGUUAGGAGCUUGAAAAUCAAGACAGGUACUUGCAAAAGGAUUCUCAAAGAACUUCACUCUUAUGAGAAAGAGGUGGAGAAAGAAGCUGCUAAAACUUCAGACAUGAAGGAGAGAGGGGCUGACCCUUAUGAUCUUAAACAACAGGAGAACGUAUUGGCUGAGUCAAGAAUGAUGAUUCCUGAUUGCCGCAAGCGCCUAGAAGCUGCGCUGUCAGAUCUACAUGCAAUUUUGGCUGAGAUGAAGGAAUCAGAUCAGCAAGGAGUAGAAGUUAAGGAAGCUGAGAGCACCGUUGCAGAGGUUGAGGCUCUGAUUCAAACGAACGAGGCUUAGUAUAUUGAUGCUCUCCACUUAGUUUUUUGGCAUACAACUCAUGAAACUUGAAGCAUGGAAAAAGUGGUUGUUGUGAUCCACUAAGAUCCUUGUAUGAUCAUAGUAAAUGCGCUUUGUACUGGUUUCCAUGAUACGAUAUAGCUAGAUUUGGGUCGUACUUGUAAAAGAAACAAAAAGGGGAAAGUUUUUGUUCAUUGAUCAGCAUA